Messenger RNA from Penicillium canariense, 1548 nucleotides. RefSeq lists its product as uncharacterized. Bases 1 to 1548 code for a protein of 515 amino acids. NCBI's taxonomy places the organism in Eukaryota, Fungi, Ascomycota, Eurotiomycetes, Eurotiales, Aspergillaceae. The record is from RefSeq and is a predicted model, not a curated record. The transcript has 3 exons.
AUGAUAGAGCGGUUUGGUGCGGACUGGGGAUUUAAUGCUCGAGGGAUAUAUUACCGUCAUCACUUUUCACGAGCUUGGGUCACACCAGGUCAUGAUCUCUGGCUUCCUUCGGUUUGUGACGUGCAUUGGAGCCAUGCCAGCGAGGACAGUCGCCGUGCCAGAGCAGAAAAGUUUCUCAAACAUUCUCUAGACAACGAAAGAUUCAAGAAAAGCGAAUAUGCUUGGGAAGCCGAUGCCUGGCAAGAUGUCUUUGGUAGGAUGAGGGAUGACCCAUCGCUGGUAGUCGACAAACGCGAGUACAACACAAUCAAGGAAAAACGGCAUAAAGCGUCAUGUCUUCUAGAUGGGCAACCGAAAUUUAUCAGGAGAAUACCGGACGCCACUUUUGGCCUUGCGACUUUCCAACCCACAGACUAUCCAGACUAUCCCGAAUCUUUGGAUGCAUGGGAUUUGGAUCAUGACCGCCUCGAAGCACUCCUUCUUCAUCGACACUGUGGUCUUAUCGCCGACCCACAUUGGGGAGAUACAAACUUAGUUUUCCCGUUUGCGGUUUAUGAAGCGAAGGGAUGGAGUGGUGACCCUCGAGAAGCUCGUCAUCAAGCCAGUUCAGCAGGAGCUGUUUAUCUUGACAUGUUGGAUAACCUGGCGAGAAAACCAGGUAUAGCUGGCGGAAACAACAGACCAUACCAAACAGCACAGAGCUGCAAUCACCAGGUGUUUGUUCUCACGUCGUUUGGAGCUCAUUGGCAUAUCUUGGUGGGCUAUAAGCGACCACGUCUGGAGAAAGAAUAUGCCGGACACCGAGGACUCAGCGACUCUGUUUAUGUUUUUCAAAGAAUCUGGAGCAGCCGGGUUGUGACAAAGCGCAAAGCAUGGGAGCUCCUGUCGUUGGUGGACCAGAUACAUUCUUGGGGAGUGACAGACCAUCGAGAUUUCGUUAUUCGGCAUCUCAAGGCCUGGCAUGCAUUUGGUAGGUUAUGUUAUAUCAGUGACGCGGAAUUCCUGGCCCAUAAAAUGGCCGUGGAUGGUUUCACAGCUGAGUUCCAGAAACUGAUCGAGGAGUAUGGCAAGCCGGUUGUACCGAUGCAUAGUACGUCUUUGCACCUGGCUGGUUGGGCCAAGUAUUUCACUGGGGAUAUUCAGGACAGGCUUCGGGAAAGGGCUGUAUUUCACUUCAAGGAAGCUGUUCGACAAUAUGCUGGUACCAACAAAGAUGACGGGCCUGUCUUCUUCCACUGCGUGAAAGGGCAAUGUGGCCCAGUGGAAAGUCCGGGCUAUCCCCUGAAAGACAAAGAAGAAUACUUGACUCACCGUCGCGAAGUUCAUGGGGACAAUGAUACAACGAUCGCGAAUCUCGAGUGUGCUCUUGAGGAGCUGGAUAGUAUUUUGGAGGAAGACCGCAAUGAACCAAAGGCAAGGCAGAUGAAGAGAUCGGGUAGCGAAGGGCCUGGGCCUGCCACCAAACGACAUAGGGAUUUGCGUUACGGGGCACAUGAGAUUGACGUCGGGAAAGGGAAAGCUAGAGUUAUUGACCUCACUGAUGAUUAA